Molecule: messenger RNA, 1397 nt
Organism: Mercenaria mercenaria
Lineage: Eukaryota; Metazoa; Mollusca; Bivalvia; Venerida; Veneridae
Exons: 6
Coding region: 135-1361 (408 amino acids)
Source: RefSeq, a predicted model, not a curated record
CGGGAACCAGGCUAUCUAGCCGCACCCUAAAAAUGCGCAUGCGCAUGUAUUAAAUUGUUACAUUUUUGCUCUUCAUCAUGGCGGAAAUGAGUCCUGGAGAGUAGAUCUAAAAUAUUUUGAGAUAAAGCUGAACAAUGGAACACAGGGCGCAGCUUGAGAACAGGAAAUACAGGAACUGGGUGAGGGCAGGACUAGGCAUUAAAUACGUAAAAGAAGGUUUGGAACCAUUCUGUGACCACCUUGUCAACCAGCAGCAUAUUGCUAUCUUAGAUAAAGUCAAACAGAAACACAAUCUUUCUGCAGUGUCAUGUGGACUUUGCGAUGUACGCACACUUCAGCCUGACCAUGUCCAAACAAAAACUAGGCAGUGUCCUCUUGGUCAAAUGAACUGUAACUGCCAACAUCCCCGCGGGAAAAUUUCUUGUCCAAACAAGGUAUGUGGCGCCAUCUAUGAUGAAAUUAUUCAACUCCAUGCUUCAACCCCUCCAGCGCCAUACUGGAGAAACACCGAUGCAAAGCAGUGGUGUACUGAAUCGUGGGCUGUCGCAAAAUGUUUUAUAAAUGCGCCGGGAUAUGAACAGAAGAUAAGAGCAGUUGAGUUUGACCUUCCUGGCUUGUUGCAUGUGCUGCUUAACAACAUAGAUUUUCAGCAACACAUCAAGUGUGCAAUAACUGGUACAGAUGUUUUCUCAAGGGUACGCAUGUCUAGAAACGCUAUAUUUCAUUCUAAUAACAUGGAACUAGACGACACUGAUGUUAAAUCUUACAUAGAUGAUAUGAUAGAACUGUUGGAAGAUGAAAUGGAAAUUAAACACAGACAAGAAUCUGUCACUGCGGUCAAAAAUCUUCAAGAGCUAAAGCAGGAAGAUUUUAUCAUAUCAACUACAGACGAGGCCGAAAUCCGUCGUGUUGCCAUGGCUGCAAUCAACGAGAAAGAAAGAGAACUUAAACAAACAAUAGAAGAUGCAACAAAUGAACUAAGAACAAAAGCUACUGAAGGCAAACGCAAGCUUGGAGGGAAAGGUUUAGUUAUUAAAUCUGAACUCGAGCAGAAAAGGAAGAAAAUAAAACAGGAGAUGAUGAUGAAAAAAGCUGAACUCGAACAGACAGGAGAGAACAUCAAAAAGGAAUUGACGAUGAGAGAAGAUGAGUCAAAAAAGAAACUUGAAAAGAAAGGAAAAAACAUAGAAAAACAGCUGACAAAAAAACGGGUAGAAACAGAAGAAAAACUAGAGCAUAAACUUCAAGAAUCAAAAGCGCAGUUAGAGAGUCACAAAAACGUGAUUGAAAGUUCAAUGACGAGUACCGCUGAGACUAAUAAAGAAGCAGAGACUAGCAAGAAAAAAGCAGGGGGGAAGUAAAUCUAAAGAUAAAAUACCAUAUUGAAAGAUGAUCAU